GAGAGGGAAGAGGCUGAGCUGGUGCUGGGCAGGAGCUGGGCUUGCCUUGCUGCCUUGGGGGAUGCCCUGGUGCCUGGGCCCCAGCCUGGCAGGCAAUGAAAGGCGCCCAGGGAGAGCCUGCAGCGGCGUCCCCUUCCUCCUCCUCCCCCUCCCCUCUGGCCAGGCUGCUCUCCGCUCUUUUCUAUGGGACCUGCUCCUUCCUCAUCGUCCUGGUCAACAAGGCAGUGCUGACUGCUUACAGAUUCCCGUCACCAAUGUUUCUUGGAAUUGGACAGAUGGUAACCACUAUUCUGAUCUUGUAUGUUUCAAAAUUAAAUAAAACAAUUAAUUUCCCUGAUUUUGACAAGAGUAUCCCUAGGAAGCUGUUUCCACUUCCUCUGAUUUAUGUUGGAAAUCACAUAAGUGGACUAUCAAGCACAAGCAAGCUAAGCUUGCCAAUGUUUACAGUUCUUAGGAAGUUUACCAUUCCUCUUACAUUAGUACUGGAAGUUGUUAUACUUGGGAAACAUUAUCCACCAAGCAUUAUAAUCAGUGUGUUUGCAAUAAUCCUGGGUGCUUUCAUAGCAGCAGGAUCAGACCUGGCUUUUAACUUGGAAGGCUACAUUUAUGUUUUACUGAAUGAUAUUUUUACUGCUGCAAAUGGUGUUUACACAAAACAAAAAAUUGACCCUAAGGAGCUGGGAAAAUAUGGAGUCAUUUUUUAUAAUGCCUGUUUUAUGAUAAUUCCUACAGUUCUCAUAAGUUUAUUCACUGGAGACUUCCAGCAGGCCACCAAUUUCAGUCAAUGGACAAACGUCUUAUUUGUCUUCCAGUUUCUUCUUUCCUGUGUACUGGGGUUUCUUCUGAUGUAUGCUACAGUUCUCUGCAGCCAUUAUAAUUCUGCCCUCACAACCACAGUGGUUGGCGCUAUAAAAAAUGUGACCAUCGCUUAUAUUGGAAUGCUGGUUGGUGGAGACUACAUCUUCUCUAUGUUGAAUUUCAUUGGGCUCAAUAUCUGCAUGGCAGGAGGGUUGAGAUAUUCAUUUCUAACAAUACGUGGGCAGGACAAUCUUAAGCAUCCCAUAGAUGAAGAAAAGGCAAUCCCAGAUGCAAAGAGCUAACAGAAGGAAGCAGCAUGAAAAAGCUGUAAGCGUGCCAGAAAUUCUAAAAGUUAAACAAAUGGGUGCUCACAGGGGUGCAGAAUGAAAAUUCUACCUCAUCUUGCAUUGUGGCGUCACAGACCAAGCCAUGUUUUUGGUCAGAAGAGGACAACUGGAAAACUGUGGAUUGCAUAUGCAUUUUGUUAUCCCUACACCAUGCUCAGCUAUUAUAAGAUUUUGCACUCUCCUCAGAAUGGAUGGCAGAGUUUUGUGAUUCCUCAGUACACCUCUGAAAACUCUUACAGCUGUCUGAAUGUAGUGAACUUUGCUCAGUCCAGACCUCCAUGCAACUACCAUGGGUACUGACGUACCAUCAUCUUCUCUUGUUUGAGGUUGUAUGCUGCCAGGCAAAAUGAUAGCUUGAACAAAAACCCAAACCUCUGACUUACUAGCUCAGGGGUGUGUUUACAGACUACAAAUUAUUGAUGAAUUACCAGCAUUUGCACAUGUUUUCCUUGUUGAAGAACAACUCUUGUACACUUGUACGACAGCACCUUUGGAUUCAAGCCAGUGUGCCUGAAACUAACACAGAACUUUUCUUCUUACUGUAUUGAUUCUGGUUUUUUUUAAAAAAAAUUCUGGUUUAAGUAUUUGAUGUGUGUGAGCAUUAGGGUCUUUGAAACCCAGCCUUAUUUAGAAAAACUUUUAAUCUAGGUUAGGGAGAAACGUCACUACAGGUUUGGAGAAGGCCAGAAUCCAAGGGGGUCUUUCCAAACCCAGAAGACGGUGAGGGACCUUAAGUAUACUACAUGUACAGCUGCUACUGGAUAAGUCCCUGGUUUUCAGAGAACAAAUCAAGUGUGUAGGUGGCCUGGUGUCACGUCUUGUUUCCAUUAACUUUAGCCAGAGCAGAGCUCUGAAAUGAAUUUUUAAAAAUUGCAACUCUCUGAAUCCCCAAUCUGAGUGGCUAGUAGCUACACACUUGAAGUGUCUCUCUGAGAACAGGAAUGUUGCUAAUCUUUCCUUAGUGCCUCCAGAUCUUGUGACUGUUUAGGCAACUUUCCAGCUCCCAUGAGCGACUUGUUGAAAAGGCAACUUGACAACCCAGUACUCAUUUAGUCAUUUAGAACAAGGGUGGGCUACCUGCAGCCCUAGCCUAAUGUUAAGUGCCUAGUUACCAGUUCAGGCUUCUUCAAGAGAAAUCCUGUCCCUUCCUCAACCUGAUUGGUGGGGAAGAAGAGGAGAGAAGAUGGUGAGGGUUUGUCUACUUUUGCCUCUGUCCCUGUCCGCUGCUGGAUUCAGCACUGUUCAGCAACAGCAUGCCACCCAGAUAAUGCAGCCUUUGACAGAAAAGGGGUUGUAUAGCCCUACUUUACAGUUGUCUUUAGCGCACAGCAUCAUCUUUGUCCAUAAAAUAAAUUUGCCUUGGUUGAUCAAGGCUUUAACUGCAUGAUAGAGGAGUUGAGUAAUCAACCUUCCUGACUGCAGAUUUCUUACAGUAUGUGCUUGGGUCUCAGGAGCUUUGUGUAUCACUCUGUUAUAUCUGAUCAGAGAUGAGUGAUUGGAACAAACUUUCCCCCAGACAUUAAUGUCCUUCUUAGUUGGAAAGGAGAACUGUAUGAGGACAGAGUUUCUUAUUGUUUGCUGAACUCCCUUUUACAAAAUCCCAAAUUUGGCAUUUGAAACAGGACAGCAUUCCCCUGUCUGACACCCACCAGAGAUGUUGGAAAUAGCUCCCAUUAUCCACUGCCAACAUGGUCAGUGAUUACUGUAGUUUGAGAUUAUGGGAGUUGUAGUCCACUGCUUCGGGGGCAUCACCAGUUUGGAAAGUCCAAGAUUGGCUGUAUUUUGAGAAAGCUGAACUCCUGAUCUCACUCACAUCAGCUCCAGCCCACAUGCUCAGUGGUGAUGGAAUCCAACAACAACUGGAAGGCCAAAGAUUUCCUACUCUUACUUUAACAGGGCAAAUAGGUGGUUAAGAUUGUGAUGUAUCUUUUUGUAAAUCAUAGAAAUAAAAUUAUUUCUGUUUAUAAGAUGUUUAUUUGUAAUUAAAAUGUUAAUUCUC
Messenger RNA from Sceloporus undulatus (fence lizard), 3144 nucleotides. RefSeq names its product solute carrier family 35 member D2 (gene SLC35D2). Bases 96 to 1100 code for a protein of 334 amino acids. The transcript is spliced from 12 exons. Gene Ontology annotation, molecular function: GDP-fucose transmembrane transporter activity; antiporter activity. Lineage: Eukaryota; Metazoa; Chordata; Lepidosauria; Squamata; Phrynosomatidae. The record is from RefSeq and is a predicted model, not a curated record. Gene Ontology annotation, cellular component: Golgi apparatus.